Coregonus clupeaformis (lake whitefish) is the source of this 699-nucleotide messenger RNA. Its product is annotated as arrestin domain-containing protein 3-like. The transcript has 4 exons. Gene Ontology annotation, cellular component: cytoplasm; plasma membrane. The record is from RefSeq and is a predicted model, not a curated record. Lineage: Eukaryota; Metazoa; Chordata; Actinopteri; Salmoniformes; Salmonidae. Bases 1 to 699 code for a protein of 232 amino acids. Gene Ontology annotation, biological process: protein transport.
AUGCCCUCCUCCUUCAAGGGUAAAUGUGGUCAAAUCCUCUACUCAUUAGAGGCUAAGUUGACCAGGUCAAUGAGGUUUGCCACCAAAGCCAAGACUGAUUUCACCUUUGUCUCAAAGGCAGACCUGUCUAUGAUCCCAUAUCUAAUGAAACCUCAGCAUGGGACCAAGGAUAAGAAUGUUAUGUUCUUUGCAUCUGGAAAAAUCUAUGUGAGCAUUCACACUGAGAGGCAGGGAUACCAGCAAGGAGAGGCUCUGAAAGUCAGGGCAAUUAUUGUCAACAACUCAACUCGCUCAGUGACCCCAAAAUACUACCUGUAUGAAAAGCAGUGUUUCUACGCCCAGAAUAAGAGGAGAGUCCACACCCACAACAUCUUGAAGGAGAAGGGUGAUCGGGUCCCUGCUGGCACUCAGCAGACGGUGACCCAAAUUCUGACCAUCCCUCCACAACUCCCUGCCACCAUCUUCAACUGUCCUAUACUCAAAUUGGAGUACCGAUUGAAGGUCGUUCUUGAUGUUAAACUGGCCAUAGACCCUGAGAUCAAGCUACCUAUUGUUGUUCUUACUGCAACUCAAACUCUUGGACAGGAACCCCCACCUUACUCCAGUUUUGGUUUUGAGUCACAAGUCCCAACAGCCUCUGAGCUACCACCCCCCUACGAAAUGUUUGCUUCCUCGUCAAAUUUCUAUGGAAAAUUGUAG